This is a messenger RNA of Bubalus bubalis (water buffalo), 1016 nucleotides long. It is a transcript of the gene GTSF1, whose product is annotated as gametocyte specific factor 1. The transcript is spliced from 8 exons. The coding region runs from base 171 to 716 and encodes 181 amino acids. The record is from RefSeq and is a predicted model, not a curated record. Lineage: Eukaryota; Metazoa; Chordata; Mammalia; Artiodactyla; Bovidae.
CCACUCUCCCCGACGCCCAGCCCUGCGUCACAGGAAGUGGGGGCCCCACCCACUAACGUCAGAGGCCGGAAGGGAACGUUGCUGGGGCACGGGUGUGAGCGAAGGCGACGGUGGGGAGAGGAGAGCGUGUCUCCGCCGAGCACUUUGGAUUUGGCUCCUUAAUUCCCAACAUGGAAGAAACUUACAUCGAUACUCUGGACCCUGAAAAGCUGUUACAAUGCCCCUAUGAUAAAAACCACCAGAUCAGGGCCUGCAGGUUUCCUUAUCAUCUUAUCAAGUGCAGAAAGAAUCAUCCUGAUGUCGCAAACAAACUGGCGACUUGUCCCUUCAAUGCUCGCCAUCAGGUUCCUCGGGCUGAAAUCAGUCAUCAUAUCUCAAGCUGUGAUGACAAAAGCUGUAUUGAGCAGGAUGUAGUCAACCAAACCAGGAGCCUUGGACAAGGGACUCUGGCUGAGAGCACAUGGCAGUGCCCUCCUUGCGAUGAAGACUGGGACAAAGAUUUGUGGGAACAGACCAGCACCCCAUUUGUCUGGGGCACAGCCAGCUACUGUGGCAACAAUAGCCCUGCAAGCAACAUAGUUAUGGAACAUAAGAGUAACCUGGCUUCAGGCAUGCGUGUUCCCAAGUCUCUGCCGUAUGUUCUGCCAUGGAAAAACAAAUUCCUCAUUCAGUUAAUCACCAAAUCCUGGAACUUUGCUGCCAAAGAAGCCUUCUGAUGCCAACCAGUUCCUUGUAUCUCUGCUGUCACUGCCUUAUUUCAGAGCAUCAUCCUUGCUUGGGCUGUUAGCAACCUCCUCCGUAGUCUUGUAGCCACUCAGUUCUUCCCAUUUCACUUUAUCUUCCACCUGCCUUCAAGAUAUUCAGUAAUCGGUUUCCCGUUUACCUAAUAAUAAUAGCAAAGGCUUUUUGAGCACUUGGUCUGUGCCAAGCACUGUAUAAAACACUUCAUUUGCAUUAUCACAUUCAGUUCCCCUAUGAAACAGAUAUUUUAGGUCCCUACUUGGUAGAUAAGAAAA